AAAUGACUAGAGACUGUCAGCGCUGGUAGGAAGUAAAAUGGCCGCUGGAAGUGAAUGAGGGAGAAAAUUGAGAUGGCUGUCGCGAAACCUGUCAAAACGAUCAUCAAAGGAACAAUAAAAAUCUGUAGUUUAGCGUGGAUCGGCUUUGGGGAUUCGGUUUGUUGAAAAAGUGUUCGCGUGUGUGGCGUAAGGACCGAAACAAUGCGUGAAUUUAAAGUAGUAGUCCUCGGCUCGGGUGGGGUUGGCAAAAGUGCGCUAACGGUGCAGUUCGUGUCCGGGUGUUUCAUGGAGAAAUAUGACCCGACGAUUGAGGAUUUCUACCGGAAGGAGAUCGAGGUGGACAGUUCUCCCUGCGUCCUGGAAAUUCUGGAUACAGCGGGUACGGAGCAAUUUGCCAGCAUGCGCGAUCUCUACAUCAAAAACGGGCAAGGGUUCGUGGUGGUCUACAGCCUGACGAAUCAUCAGACUUUCGACGAUAUACAGAAUAUGAAGGAAACGAUCACCAGGGUGAAGGGCAACGAGCGCGUGCCGAUCCUUCUCGUCGCCAACAAGGUAGACCUGGAGCAUCAGCGCGAGGUCCAGUUCCAUGAAGGUGAGUGCCUCGCCGUGGGCUGGGGUUGCCCAUUCAUCGAGGCCAGUGCUAAGAACAAGACCAACGUCAAUGAGGUAUUCGCCGAAAUUGUGCGCGAGAUGAAUGUUAGCCCGGAAAAGGAAAAAAAGAGUUACUGUUGCUGCUCGAUACUCUAAUAUUGUAUUAUACCUUCGUUUCUUUUUACUUUUUACCUUGUUUACGUUUCUUUUUUAAUCCACCUUAUGUAUAGGACCAUUGAGAAAAUGCUCAGUUUUUUGUAUACAAAGCAAAAGGAAGCACAAUACCUAAUAUAUUUUUAUACAUUGAACGAGGGAAACUAUUUUUGUUUAAAACUUUUAAGGAAUAUCAUAUCUACCAGAAGUAAGAGGAAAAUAGUGCCUGAAUUAAUUAAUUCUUUUCUCAAAUGAUGAUAAACCGGGCCUAAAAAACCAUACAGCACGGGAGAGUCACUAUGUAACGCAAAAGUGUAUCCUCGUUUCACAUUUUCCUUUCCUCUAAUUCUAUUUACUAUUUUAUAGUUUCACCGAUCGGCCUUUUGUCACAUGAGAUAUCACCGUUUUUAUGUACUUGUAUUGUAAAGUGGUCUAGUAUUGUACAUAUUAUACAUACAUAUAUAUAUAUUUACAUUGAUUAGGUAAUAAGCUAAAAAAAUUCAGGAAACCGUGUUUUGUAUAAAAAAAAAUAUUGAUACUGAUAUAUAUAUAUAUAUUAAAACAAGAAACAUUUUAAAUCAAAAAGUGCGUAUGCGAGCAUGUUUAGACUAAUUCGUGUCUUGUUUUUUGUAAGUAAAUAGAGUGUGCAUGAGUCAGGGCGCAUAUACACGGUACCAGUACUCGUAUUUGCAUUCACCGGUAAUCGCAUCGUGUAAAUCUGUCCUAAGAGAGCCAAAUACCAAGUUGUGAUAUAUCUAUUGUAAUAAAUAAAUAUUAAGUGGUAAA
Onthophagus taurus is the source of this 1530-nucleotide messenger RNA. It is a transcript of the gene Rap2l, whose product is annotated as Ras-associated protein 2-like. NCBI's taxonomy places the organism in Eukaryota, Metazoa, Arthropoda, Insecta, Coleoptera, Scarabaeidae. Gene Ontology annotation, biological process: signal transduction. Gene Ontology annotation, cellular component: membrane. The record is from RefSeq and is a predicted model, not a curated record. Gene Ontology annotation, molecular function: GTPase activity; GTP binding.